Molecule: messenger RNA, 594 nt
Organism: Leishmania braziliensis MHOM/BR/75/M2904
Lineage: Eukaryota; Euglenozoa; Kinetoplastea; Trypanosomatida; Trypanosomatidae
Product: reticulon domain protein, 22 kDa potentially aggravating protein (paple22)
Exons: 1
Coding region: 1-594 (197 amino acids)
Source: RefSeq, a predicted model, not a curated record
AUGUCGGCCAUCGCGAAGGAGUUCAAGGGGCUCACGGCAAUGAAUGUCCUGGCGUGGCACCGCCCCGUCGCGUCUGGCACUAUUUUUGCCUCUCUUUUCACCAUAUGGGCUGUCUUUGUCUUCGCCGAGUACACCCUGACAACGUUUGUGUCUCGCAUCGUUUCCAUUACCCUCAUCGUUGGUGCCGCCGCUGCCCUGACGAAGCGCACCAUCGUGGCCUCGCCCGAGGAUGUGACCGCUAGCAUGGACCGUGUUUACGAGUGUGUGCGUCCGUCCGUGACCAAGGCGGUGGACUGCAUGGUCUGUCUCCUCACGUGGCGGGACUACACGACGUCUGCCAAGCUCUUUGCGUGUACCUUCGUGACAGCCUUUCUGGGCAACUGGAUGAGCGACACGACACUGCUGCUGGUUGUCCUUCUUGUUGCCUUCACAGCCCCAGUGGCGUACGAGAAGAAGCAGAAGGAAAUUGAGCACGCAAUGAAGCAGGCGCAGGUCUACGUUGACAAGUACGUCAGCAUGAUCAAGACACACGCGGUGUCGAAGAAACAAACGGUGGAGCAGCAGCUGCAGGAUAUGGAACGCAAGGCACAGUAG